Messenger RNA from Musca domestica (house fly), 1429 nucleotides. RefSeq names its product protein FAM8A1. The record is from RefSeq and is a predicted model, not a curated record. The transcript is spliced from 2 exons. Bases 183 to 1223 code for a protein of 346 amino acids. Lineage: Eukaryota; Metazoa; Arthropoda; Insecta; Diptera; Muscidae.
CGAAAGUCGACUUAUCUAUCCCUAACUUGGUUGGUUUUUAUUAUUAUUUUUUGUGAAGUAGUAGAAAAUAGGCCGUUGUUUUCACAAAAUACUUUGCAUUCACUUUUAAAGAGCUGUUCCAUACGACCGAAAAUCAGGGCAGAUUUACGUGUCUUUUUCGAAUCGAAAUUUUAGGGGUAAUAAUGGGUGAUAAGGAAGAGCUUAAAACUACUGAUGACAAACAAAAGACAAUCGGUGAUGGAAAAGAAACAAAUGAGAAAUGUCGUGAAAUAACUACAAAGGAGGCAUACUUUGCCAGCUUGAAUGAAUGGGUUAAACGUGCUAAUAUCUCACAAAACGCCAUGGCCAUGUUCCCCAUGUAUCUGAUGUCCUGUUAUCCCCAGCUGUUUUCGCAACCACCACCUCUACUGCAACAGGGUGCUCAACAAGUAGCGCCCAAUAGCCAAACCGGUAACGGAGCUGCACCCAUCCCACAAAAUGUAAAUGCCGCAGCAGCCAUGGCCGGAUAUAAUGGAUUUCGUAUAAUGAAUGAACAGAGCCAGGCUGAUUUAAUAAAUCAAACCGGUGGAUAUGAAUAUGUUGUGGCCAGUUUGUGGAAGCGCGGCAUUGCGGAACUCAUUGAUAUGAUCAUUAUGCUGUUCCUGAAAAUUGUCACAAUAUUUGUUGUUACCAAUGUUUUUGGAUACAACAUAAUGCUGGACAUGGACAAGGAGGUACUCAACAAGGCAAUGGAAAACGAAGAUUUCGGUACGGCACUUAUAUACUCUCUGGAUUUCCUGGCCUUUUCAUCCGACUUGUUAGCAUUUGAGAUUGCCACAAAACUGUUUGUCUGCCUCUAUGAAGCAGUUUUGACGACAUUUUUCGAUGGCGCCUCUCUGGGCAAACAUGUUAUGGGCUUGAGUGUGAAAUACUGCGAAGCAAUGGUACUACUACCAGCAAAUAUACAGCCUGCGCCCUUGGGACCCCAGGUGCAAUUGGUCUUCCAAAAUCCUCGGGUACAAAUUCGUGCUUUACUGUAUCCAGCAGAAACGCCAAAAUUUAAGCGCGCAUUUAUGCGGGCUAUUGCCAAAAACUUAAUUCUAAGCCUAUUAUUCCCCAUGUUUUUCUUGAUGGCAUUCUUCAAAAAUAAUCGCACAGCCUACGAUGUAAUGACAAAAACCAUUGUGGUGGAGACAAGCAGACAACCACCCGUCUUAAGGAGACCUCAACAAGCACAACAGUAGCAGCGCUGGUGAUGGAGCCAUAUUUGUAUUAUUUCAUAAUUUGUUGUGUUUUUUAUUGGUUUGUUUCAACUUUUAAUUUCAGCUUGCCAUAAAGAGGUUUUUUGUACAUUGCAUCUUAUUAUUAUUUUCAAUUUUAAAUUGAGGUGUGUUUUUAUUGUAAUUUUUUGUAGGCAAUGAGAAAUUAAAUUAUUAUUUAUAAAAACAAA